Molecule: messenger RNA, 755 nt
Organism: Drosophila grimshawi
Lineage: Eukaryota; Metazoa; Arthropoda; Insecta; Diptera; Drosophilidae
Gene: NC2beta
Product: protein Dr1
Exons: 1
Coding region: 53-649 (198 amino acids)
Biological process (GO): chromatin remodeling; RNA polymerase II preinitiation complex assembly; negative regulation of transcription by RNA polymerase II
Cellular component (GO): negative cofactor 2 complex
Molecular function (GO): protein heterodimerization activity; TBP-class protein binding; core promoter sequence-specific DNA binding
Source: RefSeq, a predicted model, not a curated record
UUUAUUAUUUUCGUUUCGUUUCUUGCGUUUUGUUUACGUUUUCGUGCGCGCAAUGUCAAAUCCCCAAGAGGAGCUGCUGCCGCCCAGUGCCGAGGACGAUGAGCUAACACUGCCACGCGCCAGCAUCAACAAAAUAAUCAAAGAACUGGUGCCCACGGUGCGCGUUGCGAACGAAAGUCGGGAACUGAUCCUCAACUGCUGCUCCGAAUUCAUCCACCUGAUCAGCUCCGAGGCGAACGAGGUAUGCAAUGAGCGCAGCAAGAAGACAAUCAAUGCUGAGCAUGUGCUCGAGGCACUCGAUCGCCUCGACUUCCACGACUACAAACAGGAAGCGGAGGCGGUGCUCAACGAUUGCAAAGAGGUCGCUGCGAAACGACGACGCCAAAGUACACGCCUGGAGAAUUUGGGCAUUCCCGAGGAGGAGCUGCUGCGCCAGCAACAGGAGCUUUUUGCCCGCGCACGUGAAGAGCAAGCACGCGAGGAGCAACAACAAUGGAUGAGCAUGCAGGCAGCAGCCGUCCAACAGAGUAAUGCCCUAAUCCAACAGCGACCCCAAAAUCAACAACAUCAGCAGCAGCUGAAGCCAGAGGGCAGCUCUGUGAGCAAACCCAGUGAGGAUGACGAUGAUGAUGACGACGAUGACUACUGAUCGAUAUAUAGUUCAACGGGCUCAAUUUUCAUUUGGGCGUAAUGUAAUUUUGUAGUAAUUCUAAUUAAACUAUUGUCAUAAGUAAAAAAAAAAAACCCUCAGCUGA